Molecule: messenger RNA, 900 nt
Organism: Mollisia scopiformis
Lineage: Eukaryota; Fungi; Ascomycota; Leotiomycetes; Helotiales; Mollisiaceae
Exons: 4
Coding region: 178-786 (202 amino acids)
Source: RefSeq, a predicted model, not a curated record
UUUGCAUUGUUAUCAAUGAAAGUGAACGCUUCCAAUCAGGUCACCUCAUCCCGUCUCAGCUCCCCGACCCAAGAAAACCAUCGGAUGAUUUGCAUAUAUUGAGAAAUCGAGUAUCAAUGCAAGAAGAAUUGAGCUCAAUCUACGAUCGUCUACUCUGGUCUCUGUUCAUAGGCAACCAUGCUUCCUGAAAGCAAUAGUCAUAGUAGAAAACUUUCUAACACAAAAUCGUGUGCUAUCCUCCUCUCAACUCCAUCUUAUCCAAAGUCAGAGGCCCAAAAUCACCAAUUCAACCCUAUCCUCUUUCUCAACGCCUUUCUCGCCAUAUUCGCUGGUACUGGUGGUGACCCGAGUUCCUGCAAUAUCUGCAGAACCUGCGGCAUAGUCAACGCCUUCAACUCUGGGAUAUUCGCCGGGAAAUUAGGUAUCGGCUGGCCGGUGUUUCUAUUGACGAGAGGAUCGAGUCUCGCCCUAGUCUGGGAGCGCGCGAUGAUCGAGAUUGUUGUUCAUUUCAAGGAGCAAAUCGUUUGCUUGUGUAAGAUUAUAAAGAGCCAUUUCACCAAUAGCAGAGUCGUGGCCGUCAUUGAUCUGAACGAAAAAGCGCUCUCUCCAACGUCACUGGUUUGUUGGGUAUUGCCUGAUGCUUUAGACGCAUCCGUAGCAUCAGCCAUUUUGAUAUUGGAUUUAUUCGUGGUUUUGGUCUUGUACGACAAUUGGACUUGGACAAACGCAUGUACUGUUCGAGAAGUGGUUUUCACAAAGGUCGACCCGAGCCGAGGCAACACAUAACGUGCCACCGAAAGCAAUAAAAUCCUUACAAUUAUUUAUCUUUUCGAGUCUCCAACGGCGCGCUACUUUUCAGGGUUGGCCUAAUUAUGUUGGCGUUUUGAGGCUUCUUUAGCA